CACUCCAUCCUCCUCCUGCCUUUCCCCUCCCUCGCCGCCUCCUCUUCCUCGGCGCGGCACGCCCCCUCGGAUCCCCGCCUCCCCUCGCCGGUUCGCCGCGAUUCCGCGCAGUUGGGCUACCGAUCCGCCCGGGCCACUGUUGGGUGGGUGCGGGCAGCACGUAUUCUGCUCGGAUUUGUGGGGGAAUCGGCGGUUAGGUUACGCGAUACAGAGGGAACUUCCGCCGAGAUAAUGCGGUGCUGUGCUGGUGUAACUGUUGACUCUCCUCUUCUGUGAUCAUCCAUCGGUGUGGUAGGGAUCUUCUCUUUCACCGAUGGGCAUUGUGAGGGCAGCAAGUGGUGUGGCGGCAGCAGACAGCUGCGGAGACGAGGACCUUAUGAGAGAGGAGAGGUUGCUGCUUCAGAGCUUCCCUAGUCAAGGAUCUGAUGACUGCGAACAGGCCGAGGUCGAUUGCGAGCUUGCGAUGUCUGGAGGCCAGGUGUGCAAUGUACCUUAUGGGCUUUAUGAUCUGCCUGAGUUGAAGGACGUACUUUCUUUGGAGGGGUGGAACUUGUGUCUAACAGAAGACGACAGGUUUCGUCUAGCAGCCUACCUCCCUGACAUGGACCAAGAAGACUUGUUUACAACACUGAAGGAGCUGUUCAGCGGCAGAGCUAUGUUCUUUGGGAGUCCACUUAGAGCUUUUUUCGACAGAUUGAGUGGUGGAUUUUAUUCUCCAGAAGUUUCCCAGGCAAGAGAAUUACUGGUGGACUUCCAGAGACGAAAGUAUUAUCAUUUUCUGAGACUGUAUCACAAUGGCAUGGUUUGGAAGUUUACAUGCAUGGACAGGCUGUUGAGAACUGGUAUGAGUACUAGUCUCGAGGAGAAGAUUCACAUCUGGCACAACUGGAUACACGAGAAGCCUCUCACGUUUGCGGAUCCAAACAGUUCUCCGAUGAAUGCAAGUCUACCAACUAUCACCAGUUCCUCACUAUUGAAGCGAGCUAAACUUAUGGAAGGGACAUCAACUACUAACUGUUCAGCCAAACACAAGGAGAUAGUCCACAGAGUGAAAUCAAUGGAAAUGGGCUCAUCGACAAGUCACGUUUUCCGCAGUCAAGAUGAGCCUGAUGAAAAAUGUGGUAAACUACCAAAAGGUGUGCUUAAAACAAAAAGUGAUUAUGAUGCCCUUGCUGAUGUCAACGAUGGAAUACAUCAUACACCAGGACUGAUCCCACUCACUCAUCACGGUGUGCAGGUCUCCGCCUUCUCUCCUUAUGCUUUUCCACAGCAUAUGCAUAACUAUGCUGUGAAUCCAUCUUAUCCCUAUUACAUGAACACAAGCAGAACUUAUUUGGGCAGUUCCAGCUCAAGUCCCUGGCAACGGGAGGGUGCACUGGAAACGUAUCCUCUCUUGGUCAAAGGUCCAUCUGGAGUCCAGCAUACUUUUUUAGAGGAGCUCAAAAGGGGCAGCCAUUCUGCAAUGUUGAGAGGGUAUGAGUCAACAUAUAAACCGGGCUUAGCAUAUUCAAAUGAAGCAAAUGGCACAAGAGAAUCCACCCACGAGAAGAACCUUUUGAAGAGCUUUGGUCAACGGAGCGCCAUGUAUCCUGCUGAUCCCUACGCAAGAACUGUCCUUGGCCAUCAAAGAAAUGUAUGCACGAAAAUGCCCAGCCCGAGAAAUGCUGACAGAAUUUCUGGGAUGCUGACCCUUAGUACAAGCACAAACCCUCCUUGUAACAACUUGCUGGGGCAGUCUGAAACCAUGCACAAACAUCAUGAUGGACUGGAGACAAAGGCACCUUCUGUUACAAAAGUUGAAGAAGAACAUAGGUUCCCAAACACAUACACAAACCCUCCUUGUAACAACUUGCUGGGGCAGUCUGAAGCCAUGCACAAACAUCAUGAUGGACUGGAGACAAAGGCACCUUCUGUUACAAAAGUUGAAGAAGAACAUAGGUUCCCAAACACAUACACAAACCCUCCUUGUAACAACUUGCUGGGGCAGCCUGAAACCAUGCACAAACAUCAUGAUGGACUGGAGACAAUGGCACCUUCUGUUACAAAAGUUGAAGAAGAACAUAGGUUUCCAAACACAUACACAAGGAGAAAACUGCAGAGGGGGGUUGACCUUGUCGAUCAUGUCAAGACACCAACCAUGGUGGGCUCAGAGUCAGCGAGUGUGCUGUCUAGCAUGACAAAUGUGAAGGCAAAGGCCAUCAAACUUUGAAAUGGGGAGUUGGGAAAACGGUUUAGUAUCUAAGCUGAUAUAGUAAUUAAGUUUAAUUCUUUAAUUUCUGCCACGACAUCAGUCUGAAGCCUGGCAUAAGUAGGUAACAGUUCUUUAGAUGAAGAUGCAUAGUGGUGGGAUCUUGCUCCUAACUCCUAAAUAUAGUUUCGAGAACACUUUGCUGCUAUGAUACACAUCCUGGAAGGAAGACAUUUUAUUCUUGUGGGCUUUCAGUUUUCUUCCGUGAAAUAUAACCAUUGUCCUGCUGCCUUCC
Lolium rigidum is the source of this 2483-nucleotide messenger RNA. RefSeq lists its product as uncharacterized. Gene Ontology annotation, cellular component: Ino80 complex. Lineage: Eukaryota; Viridiplantae; Streptophyta; Magnoliopsida; Poales; Poaceae. The coding region runs from base 314 to 2209 and encodes 631 amino acids. The record is from RefSeq and is a predicted model, not a curated record. The transcript has 2 exons.